AUGCAAGUCAAACGAAGCAUAGAACGAGUUGAACCCCAAUUAUUUCAGGAAUUGGUAACUCCUAUAAAGAGACAGAAGGCUUAUUAUGAAUGGGAAGUUCUCUUGGGAGUUAUCCCCUUCACUUUAUCGGAACCUUUCACAACUGAAACUUCUAUAAUAACUGAUUAUAACGUUCAGGAAGUGAACUUCAACGAAUUUCAACAACAGUCUGUCGUGCCAAAUGAGCUAGAAGUUGAGUCGGACGAAAUACUCGAAUUUCCCGAGGUUGAUAAUGGUGAGUAUGAAGCAGAUGUUUCUUCAUCCUCCUCAGAUGAACACUCUGACUCUUCUGACGAAGAAUCCGAUUUGGAUGCUUCAGAAGAAAGUGAAUUUGAAACUGUUGUCAAAAAGAAAAGAUGUGGUGCUAUGUGGAGUCCAGAAUGUCGUCGUGCGGGUCGUUGUAUUUGCGCAGAAAAAUUCGACGACUAUGAUUAA
This is a messenger RNA of Funneliformis caledonium, 474 nucleotides long. The record is from the annotation of a GenBank genome assembly. Lineage: Eukaryota; Fungi; Glomeromycota; Glomeromycetes; Glomerales; Glomeraceae.